AUGGCGACCACUCCUAUUGGCAACAAAACUUUGGAGCUUCUUCGAGCCCGGCUUUUGAAUGCGGUCAAGAAGGAAGCAGCGGCACUCGUGGCGGAAGACUUCGGGAGCCCCAGUGAUAUUGAUAGGAAUUUCAAGUCUUUGUUUCAAGCAGAACUGGGCCCCCACGAGAUAGCCAGUCCGGAUUCGACCAUUCUCUUCGAUGAGAAACAGAACAACUACGAUGUGGUUGCGUAUAACCCAAGCAGCGGUCUCAAUCCGAAAAGAGCCGUCGAACUCGUCAACCCUAUCCGUGACAAUCUUGUCGGCGUUUGGAAAGUGCUAGAGUACAGCAUGCUCGACAAAUCCAAUCGAAAUGAGAAAAUACAUCCAUGGGGGCCCAUUCUGGACGGGCAAGUAAUCUUUACUCCCGAUGGGUACGUCAGUGCCAUGGUCGAGAUCCCGGGACAGCACCCAUUUGGAGGUGAUGAGCCCUGGACUUCAGGGACAGCUGAACUCGCGGAAUCAGCAAGAAGAUCGUGUUGUUACAGUGGAAGAUUUUUUGUCGAAAGAACAGCCAUCGGAGCAACCCUGGUUUACGAACUGGAGCUUUGCAACUACCCUGUUUUUCGUGGACAAAAGUUCCGAGUGUACCUCGACUUUGUGAAGAAAGGCAACCAGCAAUUUCUUAUCACAACAUUGACAUCCAAUGAUUCAGCAAGACAGAAGCAGGAGGUGUUCCUCAAGAUAUAG
Molecule: messenger RNA, 729 nt
Organism: Penicillium nucicola
Lineage: Eukaryota; Fungi; Ascomycota; Eurotiomycetes; Eurotiales; Aspergillaceae
Exons: 1
Coding region: 1-729 (242 amino acids)
Source: RefSeq, a predicted model, not a curated record